UGUACAUUCAUAAAUGAAGCCAUGGCAAGAUGCGCCGUGGAUGUUCAUUCGCCGGAGUUUUUGGCCACACUCUCCGUUGCAUUUGAGAAUAUGAGCGUGGCUGGGUUCCGUCGCACUGAGCAGAGAAGGAGAAAACCCAAGCAACCCACCUCAAAGCCUUCAAGAAUUGGCUCACGAGCUUGCGGGCGCAUUUUGGUGAUUCUAAUGCAGAUCUUUAUUGCGUUUCAGAUCGAUGGUUUCUACCGACUAACCCUUCCGUGGUUUGGCCUCGAAGAGAGAUCUGUAUUGGAUUGCAUUGCAAAGCUUGUGUUCCUUUCUGUCGGUGUACUGAUAGAGGUCUUUUAUUCCUGCACCAGUUUCAUUGAUCCCGGGAGUCCCAAGAUUGAUUCCCAGACCAAAGAUUGGUGCAAUUGCUGCAUGGCGCCAAAACCUGAAAGAUGUCAUCAUUGCAGCACGUGUUGUCGUUGUGUGCUGCGAAUGGAUCAUCAUUGCAUUUUCACUAACUGCUGCGUUGGCAGACACAACCAGCCAUACUUCUUGGUUUUCCUGCUCCUGACAACAAUUGGAGCCGCGCUGGCAGCACUGACCGCUGCUCCGCAAAUACCUGGAGCACUACUCUCACUUUUCCUUGGAGAAGAUGUCAAACACGUCAGGACGCUCCACCUCCUCAUACUCGGCAUCUCUGCAACUUGUGCGUUUCUUCUUCUCUGGAAUUUGUUGCUGGCACAGCUGCACCUGCUUUUACGGAAUGAAACAACCAUUGAAAGUCUCAGAAACUGGGCGGAGAGGUGUCCCAGUGCCUAUGAUAGAGGAGUUCGGCAAAAUAUUGCUGAGAUUUUUGGCACACCAUCAAGGUAUGUCCCGCAAGUUAUACUAGACUUGUUGGACGGAGCCGAUCAAUUCCUUUCUGGAGAUGAUUGAAGCCAAAGACCAAACCCUUAAAGCCAGGGUCAUCAACAGUCAUCGGU
Durusdinium trenchii is the source of this 968-nucleotide messenger RNA. The record is from the annotation of a GenBank genome assembly. NCBI's taxonomy places the organism in Eukaryota, Dinophyceae, Suessiales, Symbiodiniaceae.